AUGCCGUGCCACAAUCAGCAAAUGAACAGUGUCAACAGUGGCCAGGAUCACCCAGUGAAGCAAGUACGGUUUGCAAGCAGCAGCAGUGUCCCCGCAGUGCUUACGAGCCCUGAGCCAAGUGAUGCCACCCUACUGCACAUCCAGGAUAACCUAGGCCCUCAGCUCAAACUGCUGCCACUGAAUGACCAGAUCCGUGAAUUACAGACUAUAAUCAGAGACAAGACAACCAGCAGAGGAGAUUUUGUGUUUUGUGCUGAUCGACUGAUCAGACUAGUAGUUGAAGAGGGCUUGAAUCAGCUUCCCUACUCGGAGUGCACGGUGACUACACCAACAGGGUACAAGUAUGAAGGCGUCAAGUUUGAAAGAGGCAACUGUGGAGUCAGCAUUAUGAGGAGUGGUGAAGCCAUGGAGCAGGGACUCCGAGACUGCUGCCGCUCCAUCCGCAUUGGCAAGAUCCUCAUCCAGAGCGAUGAAGAGACACAGAAAGCCAAGGUCUACUACGCCAAGUUCCCCCCAGAUGUGUACAGAAGAAAGGUGUUGCUCAUGUACCCCAUCCUCAGUACAGGGAACACUGUGAUCGAGGCAGUGAAGGUGCUGAUAGAGCAUGGAGUUCAGCCCAGACACAUUAUACUGCUCAGCCUCUUCUCUACACCUCAUGGAGCCAAAUCUAUAAUCCAGGAGUUCCCAGAUAUCACCAUCUUGACCACAGAGGUUCAUCCAGUGGCUCCAACACAUUUUGGACAGAGGUACUUCGGCACUGACUAAACUGACAACAACCUGAGGACCACGACCUGCAGCCUGUUUUGAGUAUUUUUGUCCUUUAUUUAAAUGUUUCUUGUGUUCUCCUUGUUGUGCCAAAGUACUGCAACUUUAUCUCCAAAGUUUUCUAGAUGACACAAAAUAAAUAACUUGAUUGUAUUUAUUAUACUUGGGUUUUUUUUUUUGCAGCAUAUACUCAAGCUUCAGAAAGAAAACAAUACUGAACCAUAUGAGGGGUUCAACUUGGAGCAUUUUAUUUCGCAUGUUACAACAAGUAAUCUAUCAAUAAAGAAUUUAUAUUUGUUAACAGAA
Solea solea (common sole) is the source of this 1071-nucleotide messenger RNA. It is a transcript of the gene uprt, whose product is annotated as uracil phosphoribosyltransferase (FUR1) homolog (S. cerevisiae). NCBI's taxonomy places the organism in Eukaryota, Metazoa, Chordata, Actinopteri, Pleuronectiformes, Soleidae. The record is from RefSeq and is a predicted model, not a curated record. The transcript has 7 exons. Bases 1 to 765 code for a protein of 254 amino acids.